CUCACCAAUAACUAUCCCGCCCACACGCGCGUCGUGCACUACGCCACCGGCGGCGUCUGCUCGCUGGCCUACGCCGUCUCGCAGCGGGGCGCUCGCCGCCUACUCUACGAACUCGGCGUUAACAAGUUCUCCUUAAACCUAGAUAUUAUGCUGCGCGAGUUCUACACUGGGGCGAAUAGGCGUGUGCAUAGGACAUAUUUAACUGUGCAGCCACAGUUGUUCCAGCACUAUUAG
Molecule: messenger RNA, 234 nt
Organism: Mytilinidion resinicola
Lineage: Eukaryota; Fungi; Ascomycota; Dothideomycetes; Mytilinidiales; Mytilinidiaceae
Exons: 1
Source: RefSeq, a predicted model, not a curated record